AAUUUACACCUAUUCCGCGAUGGCAGACAAGGAAGAGGACACAACCCGUAUCUGUGACCAGUGUCACAAGGAGGUGGCUGUGUCCAACUUUGCCUUGCACGAGUCCCACUGCCAGCGGUUCCUAUGCCUGUGUCCAGACUGUGAUGAGCAUGUUCCCAGAGAGCUAUUGGAGCUGCACCAUCAGAACCAGCACAGCCAGGUGAAGUGCACCAAGUGCGACAAAAAGGUGGAGAGUUGCAAGCUCCUGAACCAUGAGUGUAAGGCAAGGCUGCAGCGCUGUGAGUUCUGCCCGGUGGAGCUGCCGCUGUCGGCCAUGGCGGAGCACAGCGUGGCGUGUGGCAGUCGCACCGAGCGCUGCUCCGACUGCGGACGCUACAUCACUCUGAGGGACCAGCCGGAGCAUGCUCAGAUCUGCCCUGACCUCCAUGUUCCCGAAAACCCCUCCCCGCCAUCCUCCAACAGCAGGCGAACAGCAGUGGUUUGCAGGAGCUGUAUGAGGUCUUUCCCAUUGGAGGAGAUGGCGGAACAUCAGCUGGAGUGUGACCACAAAUCAGAGGAGUCUAAAGGUGAUGAUGAUGAGGAAGAUGGCAGCCACAAACAGGAGCAGGCCAGUCCUCGUUUGACCAGUUCUAUGAAGUCUGCAUUGUUCUCAGCCCAAGGCAGGAGGCAGGGGGGGGAUGUUGACCAGAUCAGCACCUGUCCUCACUGUCACCUGGCUCUCCCCGUAGUCACACUACGAUGGCAUGAGGUCAAAUGUCAGAUCCAUGUCAACUUGAAAUGAGAAACGUGCUCAGAACUUCUGAAGGAACACUCCAUGGUCAAUUGGCGUAGUGGUUGACAAGUUAGUGAUGACGUGAUUUAUUUGAGCAAAGUGCAAGUUAUUUUUAACAGAAAAUCUGUAUUUGAGAGGCAGUUGAGUUAUUUCUGGUGAUUGGACGGGUUGGGUAAUAGUAAGAGAUUAUGACUUGUUACAUUAGUCAGGAUUCUUCUCUCUACAAGAGGACAAGAAUCCUAUUUUAUGAUUUGUUGUAUAAUUAAGCAAUCAGGCCCAAGGAGGUGUGGUAAAUGGCCAAUAUACCACGGCUAAGGGCAUAUCACAAACCCCUGAAGUGCCUUGUUGCUUUUAAAUCAAAUGUAUUUGUCACAUACACAUGGUUAGCAGGUGUUAAUGCAAGUGUAGCGAAAUGCUUGUGCUUCUAGUUCCGACCAUGCAGUAAUAUCUAACAAGUAAUAUAACCUAAGAAUUUCACAACAACUACCUUAUACACACAAGUGUAAAGGAAUGAAUACGAAUAUAUAAAUGAGUGAUGGCCGAACGGCAUAGGCAAGAUGCAGUAGAUGGUAUAGAGUAUACAUAUGAGAUGAGCAAUGCAGGGUAUGAAAACAUUAUAUGAAGUGACAUUGUUUAAAGUGGCUAGUGAUACAUUACAUCAAGAUGCAGUAGAUGGUAUAGAGUACAGUAUAUACAUAAGAGAUGAGUAAUGUAGGGUAAGUAAACAUUAUAUAAUAUAAAGUGGCUAGUGAUAAAUUGAUUACAUCAAUUUUACCAUUAUUGAAGUGGGUGGAGUUGAGUCAGUAUGUUGGCAGCAGCCACUCAAUGUUAGUGAUGGCUGUUUAACAGUCUGAUGGCCUUGAGAUAGAAGCUGUUUUUCAGUCUCUCGGUCCCCGCUUUGAUGCAUAUUAUAAACUGGUUACCAACGUAAUUAGUGCAGUGAAGAUAAAUGUUUUGUCAUACCUGUGGUUUACAUUCUGAUAUACCACGGCUGUCAGUCAAUCAGCUUUCAGGGCUCGAACCACCCAGUUUAUAAUACAUUGUUUACAACAGAAAUACAGUAUGUUCUGAAAAUGGGAAUGUUUUCUCCAUUAAAGUUGUCAAAAGUUGUACUUUUUAAUAUUGGUUUACAAAUGUACUUAACUGAUUUACAAAAUAAAAAAUUGCUGUAUGCACAUAAGAUUAUAUUUUUUGAUAAUAGGUCUAAAUGCUGUGAGCCAUCCAGUUUUAUCUUCUCCUAUUGUGAUGUCACAAGGUGUCCCUUUGCUUUCAUGGUGACAACAAUAAAAGCUGUCAAGGUUC
Salmo salar (Atlantic salmon) is the source of this 2074-nucleotide messenger RNA. RefSeq names its product TRAF-type zinc finger domain-containing protein 1 (gene trad1). Gene Ontology annotation, molecular function: zinc ion binding. The record is from RefSeq and is marked provisional. Lineage: Eukaryota; Metazoa; Chordata; Actinopteri; Salmoniformes; Salmonidae. Gene Ontology annotation, cellular component: mitochondrion.